CGAACCCUAAAACCGGAACCGCGCGCCACCAAACCGGGUCGUCGGAGCUCGAAAGAUCGCGCCUUUCUUCAACCAGCGAGGAGCUCGAGCAGAAUCCGAAGGUGGGUCGUGGCCGAUGUCGGGGAACGAGGUGGAGUUUGCAGACGACGCGAGCCACGACGCCCCCCGCAUCCGCGGCCGGCACAUCAAGAAGCGAGCCCUCAAGAACAAAGCUCUCGCGGUCGCAUUCAACGAGAAAGACCUCAGGGACUAUGUGACGGGGUUCCACAAGAGAAAGAAGAAGAGGAGAAAGGAAGCGGAAAAGAAGCAAGAAGAGGCGGCACGCCGCAAGCGAAUCGAGCAGCGAAAGAAGAGAAAGCUAGAAAGAGAGCUUGCAUAUUAUGAUGGAGGUCCUCCCUCCAAUGACACUGAACUUGAUGAAAACAAUGAGCUCUUAGAGAAUGAUGAGGAAACGGAGCCCCGUAUAUCUACAUCAGGAAUGGCAGUAUAUGAUAAUGGAGACAUGAAGGUCACUGUGAAAACAAGUGAGAUCGCCCCGGACGAAGAAAAUGAUCCCAUUGAGAAGUCAUGGACCAACAAAGCUACUGGAGCUGAUAAAGGGCACGGUGUACCUGUGAAUAAGAAAUCAUUCAAGAAAGUGACAAAACAUAAAUCACAGAGAAAGGUGCAGAAUAAGAAGGGGAGAAAUAAGGGCAAGAAAAAGGACAAGAAAAAGGACAAGAAGACACGCUAGCUCUUUGUUGCCAGUCUCCAUCUAAACCCAUGCGAGAUUGAUGUGGCUGCUUUUGGCUGUAUAGAAAUCCUGGUGGGGCAAAGGUUUUGUCUACAAGCCCACCAGUUACAUAACUGCUAAGUGCCGACCUCCCUUCAUGAUCAUGGAUGCAUUUCUCUGUAAGCUAGUUUUCCCGGCUGUAGUAUAUUUCUUGGUCACUUUUCUUCAACAAAAUAGUGUAUUUAGAAACAUGUUAGAACCUUCAUCUUCUUUUGUUGGGAAGUCCAAUCUAAUAUUACUUAUGCUUCAUGCAACAUGAUGACUAGACGUACUUGGUUAACAAA
Messenger RNA from Eucalyptus grandis, 1056 nucleotides. Its product is annotated as ribosomal RNA-processing protein 17. Gene Ontology annotation, molecular function: RNA binding. The record is from RefSeq and is a predicted model, not a curated record. The coding region runs from base 116 to 733 and encodes 205 amino acids. NCBI's taxonomy places the organism in Eukaryota, Viridiplantae, Streptophyta, Magnoliopsida, Myrtales, Myrtaceae. The transcript is spliced from 4 exons. Gene Ontology annotation, cellular component: nucleolus.